CGCACAUCUUAUUGUUAUUCAUAAGAAUUGAGGGUUGUACACUGUUAGGCAAAUCAAGUGACAACCGUCUUCAGGGAAGCCCAGAAGAAACUCCGAAAUGGAAUUUCAAAAGAAGCUUUGCUUCGCGAUUCUCACCUGUAUGAACGUACCCUAUCCGUUGAUCAUUCCAGUGGACGAUGUACAAAAAGUUUACAAAGGCUUUAUAUCAAUUAACAAUGUCGAAUAUGAAAUCAAAGUUCAGCUCGGUGAUGAAGGAACGUUGACAGGCGAGAAAAAGUUUCUAGAGUUACUCGAGCAACAGCAGCAACGAGGAAGCACUAUCCAAGAUGUAAUUACAAAGAAGCUUAGGCAUGCAACAGAUAUAAUGUUGUUUCUCACUGAUUUACAAGAAUUAUUGGAAGCACCCCCUACUUCGGUGACACAACCAUUGCAAUCUCAACAACAACAGCAUUCCUUUCGAUAUGAUCAUGAUCGUUUUGUUUAUAUUUAUAAUGAAUUGCUUAACGUUGGUUAUGAUCAAGUACACGAAAUAUCUGAGGAUAUGACGAAUAUAACCUUCAAAAUCAAUGAUACUCAAGGAAGAGCACACUUUGUAAAGGUUAUUUUACCCCUAACAUAUCCUCUUUCUAAACCCAAAGUGGUUUGUAAUCUGCCUGUUCCUAUUGAGCAUAACCGCACUAUUACAGAAAUAAUACAACAACAUCGUGUUAUCAUCGACAGAUACCAGAAAUUGUUCGAUUGUUUGGAUGAUUUGGACCAACAUAUGCGUAUAUUGGAACCUGAAAACCCUACCAGAAGUGACAAUUGGCGAAGAAUUGCAUUAGGACAUCAUUGUUCAAUGGAGGUUGAUCUCAGCAGCAAUUUAGAGACACCCUUGAGUGUAAAACCAAGGGUACGGUUUCUAGGAAGUAUGAACAGAGUGAAAGAUCUUAAAGCACAAUGGGCGUUGUAUAAAUGGGACAAAGAUAGACCAAUGAGUGAAAACUUGCUAGAAGCGUUUCAGAUGGUAUCCAAUACUGAAAACAACAAUGUUCAUGAGGAUUAUACUAAUAUUGGCGAUAUUGAAUGCGGCAUAUGCUAUUCUUACAAAUUGAACCAAAAGGACACACCUGAUAUUAUCUGUGCUAACGAAUCAUGUAAUCGUGGGUUCCACUAUCAAUGUUUAUACGAGUGGGUCAGAAGUAACCCGUCCACGACGCAAAGUUUUAAUAUAUUAUUUGGGAAAUGCCCUUAUUGCAAUGAACCCAUCCAUGUAAAAUUAAGAUAAAAAAGCACGAUCCGAUGUACGAUUUUAUUCAAUCAUAAG
This is a messenger RNA of Mycotypha africana, 1306 nucleotides long. Its product is annotated as WD-repeat region-domain-containing protein. NCBI's taxonomy places the organism in Eukaryota, Fungi, Mucoromycota, Mucoromycetes, Mucorales, Mycotyphaceae. The coding region runs from base 98 to 1267 and encodes 389 amino acids. Gene Ontology annotation, cellular component: nucleus; Fanconi anaemia nuclear complex. The record is from RefSeq and is a predicted model, not a curated record. Gene Ontology annotation, molecular function: ubiquitin protein ligase activity. Gene Ontology annotation, biological process: protein monoubiquitination; interstrand cross-link repair. The transcript has 6 exons.